AUGGACAGACAGGGUGUCUUUUCUUCCAACACAGAUGUGCAUUAGUAAUGUCCGAAAGACCAUGUGACCUGGGCACAGACUGCCAGACAAAGGCUGAAGCUGGUGGACAGAAAUGAGAGCUGGUGGGCUGAACAGAAUGUAUGUCAUGAAUAGCAGAAUAAGAGACGGAAAAAGAAUAACACACGAGGUGAAAAAAAGGAAGUAGAAAAAAAGGUGUGGCCAACUAACGGUUUGAUUUUGCAUCUGGACUGUUUAACACUAAAUCCUGAGACUAAGAGACCACCAGCAUUUUCAGCAUGGCAAAGAAGAGUGUCUGGACAGGAAGCGCAUUAUUACUAUUCAUUUGCUUCUUCAGAGCGUAUGCUGGUGUAAAUGAUUCACUCUCAUCGGAAGUCGGAAAUCACACUUCCCCUCCUUCGGUCACAACAAUAUUAGCCAAUACAGAUGAUGUGAAAACAAUCAAGCUUAAUACUACUAAAUCACCCAUUACUGUCCAGCCUGGAAAUGAGACUGCACUUGUUAAUGCCACAGUGAAGUCCCUGAACUCAAGCAACUACCAAAACCAUACCAAAGCCAGAAUGGAAACCACUCAAGUUUCGACGACCACCGGAUCUACAAACACAAGCCUUGCUCCAAGACCCAGUGAUCGUAUGAAGAUUGAAUGGGAUAAUAAAUGGGAGGAGCCCUUCAAAUAUGAUUAUACCUCUCUGAGGCAAGCAGGACUAACAAUAGCUGCUGUGCUCUUCAUUAUGGGCAUCAUGUUGAUUGCAUGUGGAAAAAUGCGAUGCAGCCGCCGUUGUCAAUUGACCAAAGGAAGGUCCUAUGAAGUGACCAGGAUGUAACUCAAAGCAAAAAAGGGCAAACAGCAGGACCAUAAGCAGCAGGACAGAAAUCCAGUCAGAAUGUUUCACUGCCCACUGUGUGUGUGUGCAUAUGUAAAUUAUUUUUUAUUAAUAAUUAAAAAUAAGGAACAGUGGAAAGUUUUCUGUCUAUCCCAAGUACUUAAACCCCAGUAUUCUGUAUAAGUGUAUAUAUUUGCAGUGUAAACUAGACCUCCUGGUUUAUAACAAAAGAAGUGGAGGGGAAUAAGGACAUGUGCCUUCACCCUGCACCAAAGUUCAUCCCGCUCCCUUCCAGACAAACCGCACACACACCUCUGACUAACACAUCUCUGACACACACACACACACACACACACACACACACACACACACACUAGCACAUCCCUGACUGUCUGACUCUGUCUGCCCUAUCUGUUGUCACACUGUUCCAUGCCUGUGUUUCCUUUUAUAACACUGAAUUUAUCACUUAUAUUUAUAUGAGGUAAAAAAAAAUGUAUGGCUCAAAAGUGCCAUCAAGAGGGCUAAAAGUAUUUCCUUGAACAAAUCCAACAAUUUGUAGACAUCUAAGAAGAAAUAAAGCUGUUUUUUGGGAUGAGGUAA
Molecule: messenger RNA, 1442 nt
Organism: Silurus meridionalis
Lineage: Eukaryota; Metazoa; Chordata; Actinopteri; Siluriformes; Siluridae
Gene: fxyd5
Product: FXYD domain containing ion transport regulator 5
Exons: 9
Coding region: 297-842 (181 amino acids)
Biological process (GO): regulation of sodium ion transmembrane transporter activity
Cellular component (GO): membrane
Molecular function (GO): sodium channel regulator activity
Source: RefSeq, a predicted model, not a curated record